Messenger RNA from Carassius auratus (goldfish), 1066 nucleotides. RefSeq lists its product as uncharacterized. NCBI's taxonomy places the organism in Eukaryota, Metazoa, Chordata, Actinopteri, Cypriniformes, Cyprinidae. Bases 168 to 950 code for a protein of 260 amino acids. The transcript is spliced from 2 exons. The record is from RefSeq and is a predicted model, not a curated record.
AGAAGUAUUUCACGCUUGAAUAUCUGAACACAAAGAUUCGCACAUUUCCGUAUCAGCAUUUUGACAAGAUUGAUAAGCCACAGCCAAUCCCAAAGAGUUUUGUUACCAAACUAAGUAUUGGAGGAAAUGGACAUGAAAAUUCUGCUUUGCUGAGAUUAUUACCCUUGAUGAUAGGAAGUAAGGUCCCAGAAGGCAAUGAAACAUGGGACAUAAUAAUGAACCUUAAAGAAAUUGUCCAGCUUGUGUUAUCUCCUUCUUUCACAGAGGAAUCCCUUCAGUACCUGCAGACCAAAAUAAGUGAUCACAGACAGGCUCUUAAAGCUGUGUUUCCAGAAUUUAAUCUCAGACCAAAACACCAUUACAUUGAACAUUACCCGGAACUGAUCAAGCGUUUUGGGCCUCUGGUUCAUCUGUGGACCAUGAGGUUCGAAGGGAAACAUCGUUUUUUUAAAAGGGUGAUGCAUGACACACAAAAUUUUAAAAAUGUCUUGAAGACUCUUGCUGAUAGACAUCAGUCCAUGAUGGCUUUUCAUAUGAAUGCCCCAUCUUUUUUCAAACCCCAAAUACAAACCAGAAGUGUUACUUCUGUGCAGGUUACUACUCUACCUCAAGUGGCGGCAGACUUCAUAAAGACCAAGACAGACAGCCAAAAUAUAUAUAGCACAUCAGUGGUCUCCAUAGAUGGCACAGAUUAUGCGAAUGGAAUGUUUGUUUCUGCAGGACAGUCAGGGGGACUUCCUAAUUUUUGCAAGAUUGAACGUAUACUUCUUGUAAAUAACUCGGUGUCAUUUCUGUGCAGGUCCUACGAGUGCUGGUACAUCGAACAUUUAAGAUCAUUUAAGCUGACAUCAUUGGACAACUUCUCUGUGCAUGAGCUAUCAGAACUAAAUGACACAGAAUGGAAGUGCAGAACUUUUUCCUGCAUGUCCAUACAUCCACUGACAUUGUGAGGAAGAUGACUUUAUCUUCACGUCCAGCAUCUGUGGAAGAGCUAAAAACAAAGAUAAAAGAGAAAUUUGAUCUCACCAUUGACUUUACCCUAUCAUACCAAGAUCCUGACUUCAAU